Messenger RNA from Dalotia coriaria, 4052 nucleotides. RefSeq lists its product as uncharacterized. Bases 166 to 3576 code for a protein of 1136 amino acids. The record is from RefSeq and is a predicted model, not a curated record. The transcript has 5 exons. Lineage: Eukaryota; Metazoa; Arthropoda; Insecta; Coleoptera; Staphylinidae.
CACUAACUAACCUAUCUUCUCUUCAGCUCAAUCUGCUAUCAACGGUUUUCUAAUGGGAUUGUUUGGUGCGCGAUGGAAAUUAUCAAAAGGUGAAAACAAACGAAUUCAAGUGCUGCAGAUUUAGUAUUUUGAAACAAAGCCCAACAAAGUGCAAUCACCAACAAAAUGGAAGACAUAUCGCAGCAGCAGAUCGCGCGUCUUGUUCUAGGAUACUUAAAGAAAGAAAACCAGAAACUAGCCUACAAUAUCUUCUAUAAACAAUGCCCACAUUUUGAGAAAUACAGACAGAAGAGACAGAAAAUCUCCACGAGAUACUAUGGAAUGGGAUUGGAAGACAUCCUGCAACAAUACAGUGAAAUCUACACCAUUGUUCAACCGCGCCUGGAGGACACUGAAUAUUUUGAAAACAAAUCAUUUCAUUAUCAAGAACUACCUCAACAACUCCUCUAUCUACUCAAUCAUGUCUCACAUGGUAAAAACGUCACUGCAACACCACUCAAAACAUUACCUGGCAAUGCAAUACAAGUAGAUGAAACAGAAACAGAACAAAGUAGUUCUGGAGAUAAUGAAAACCCACCCAUUCAGGAGGUUGUUGAGGUUUUCAAGGAGACUUUACUUGCUAGGGAGGAAUUACAAGAGAAAAUCGCGCAUACAAUCAAUGAAGUACGAUGCCCAGAAGUGAAGGAAUCUGUUAUUUCAAGGGAAGUUGAGUCUGCGAUUGCAGAAGUAUCAGAAACACAGAGGGAACCAGCAUUUGAAAGUCUUCUACAGGAAAUUCUGGGUGCGAGUUUCACGGAGAAGGAAAAACCACCAGAAGCACCAACAUCCACAACAAAUAUAACCAAUAAAGAUAUUAUCAUCAUCGAUGGGAAUGGAUGUGUUAAUAACACUGCCUGUUCAUCGGUUGUGUAUAAUUUAACUGAACAGGAUAUAUUAUCGAUGCCUGUUUAUGUUUGUAAUGAAAAACACGAUGAAAGAGUUAUGGUGGAGCAAGGUGUGCAAGUACCUGAAGAACGCAUCAAAAUGCUUCCUGUUCAAAACAGAACCGAAACUAUUGCGGAUUUUAUCACUUUAUACAAAUGUGAUGAUCAACAAGAAGAAACUUUUACAUUAAUCCAAGCAGAAAAUCAACAAUUGUUACAAAUUGAACAGGCUACAGAGGUUGUGAAUAUUGAAACAGUGAUUGAUACGAAAACACCGGAUCAGACACAGAUUACCAAGUUGCCAGCGCCUGCACAGACGCCGAAAAGUGGUGGUAGGUCACAUAUACGUGCGCUUGACUUUAAAUUUCAAACGCCUGCGAAAGAAGUGCUGAAAAUCAAGCAAGCUUCAAGUUCACCGACGAAAACUUAUACUAAUUCAAGUAAACAGAAACCAUCAAAGUCCCUGUUUACGAAUGAUGAAAAUUCAGCGGGUAAAGGUAAAAAAUCACAAAGUAAAGCAAAAGAUAAACCAAAAGAACCAUGGGAUAUGAAAUUCCGAGCUGGUUUGAACAUGGACAAGUCCCCGGAUGAAAAUAUUGAUGUCACGAAUAAAACUAAACCGGAAAAAGCAACAAAAGCAAAGUCCACAGUGAAGAAAAAGACUCCACAGCGAAAAACUCCGAAAUCCAAGAUAAAAACACUCAAUGCAAGUCCGAAAAAUACUAACAAAGCAGAAAAAACCAAUGAAACCACUCCAGUAUCACUAAAAAACCAGAAAACUAAACAAAUCAUCGACGUAACAAAAGUAGAGAAUGUCAAUUUGAUAAAUAUAAAUAAACCGCCGAGAUUCAACCGGAAAUGCAAUACGGAUACAAAAAAAGAAGUCAAGUUAUCAAUACCAAAAGAAACCGAAACAAAACAGGAUAUUAUCAUUGAUUCAGAUAAACUGGUUUUAUCUCCAUCGAAAUUAAACGGAAGCAAACGCUCUCUCGACUUGGAAGUUGUACUGAAACAGGAAGUAUUGAAUACCACAACACCUGAGGUGAAUAAACUGGAACCUAUGGUCGUACCAUGCAUACUACCAUCAUCAUCAACGGUCAGGAACAUCACACCGUUGUUAGAAACACCCGCGAAAGACUAUCCGAAAACACCCUGUGUUUACAACCCGGCGGAAACAGUCGAGACGCCAUUAACACGAGUUUUCAACGAACAAAUCGCAGGAAUGGAUAUCGCCAGCAUCCAAACACCGAAAUUAAUACUAACGCCAAGUUUUGCAAUCACUCCGUUUAUUGAUGGAAAUGGGUCGCCAUCUUAUAAUCGCCCAACGGAUUAUUCCACAUCUUCGUCGUAUUAUCAACCGUCAGACACCGAAGCGAAUAAAUCUUUGGAAAAAUUGAUUCAGGAGUGCAACAGGUUGGAAACUGUGAAUGUUAUCGGCAGGAAAAAUUUAAAUCUUAUGAAGGAUAAGGAUAAAAGUACUUCUGAUGAGUCUAGUAAUACCAGUACAAGCAGUAGUAGUUCUUCGUCUUCUUCUGAUGACUCGGAAUCGGAUCUUGAUGAGCCAACAAAUGCGACUGUUGUGGAAAAACAGCCUUCCAGGUAUCCGUUGAGGUCCAGGUCGUUGAAUACCAGUGAUGAGGUGAAAAAUAAAGAUAUAAAUGAUAUCGUGAGUUCCGUUGAGUUUAUCCCGGUGUUAAAUGAUAAACCAUCCAAGUUGGAUGAUAAUAAAACUAAGAUUUUAAGCGAUUUGGACCGGAAACGUAUGAGGGUUCUGGAAGGUAUUAAAAAUGAUGGUGGGGAGAAAGGGAGGAAGGUUGCAGCUAAGAAAAAGAAACCGGCGACCACAGCGAGGGUUUUAAGGUCCAAUACAGUGAAAUUGAAAGAAGAAGACUUGUUGAUGACGUCUUCUGAUGAGGAACUUGUGAUUAGACCAUUUGAGAUCGUCGAGACUGAGUUGUUAUGUCCUAAUUCAAAUACAGAACCGGAGAAAACAGAAUCUGUUAAAAAUAAUGCAGAACCGGAAAAAUUGGAAUCUGUUAAAGAUAAUGCAGUUAAUAGUCCGGUACAUGAUGAGAUUUUAGUGGUUGAGGAUCCCAAGACUGCGAAAAAGAAGAAGUUGGUGCCUGUGUUGGAGAAAUUGACCAAACUAGCGAUGAAACGUAAAGUUGAACCGGUAAAAACCACCAAAACACCGAAGAAAAAGGUUGAGAAGCCACCAAGUGAGCCAAAACCAGAGAUAAAUAUCAAACCCGAUGAAAAUGUGAAGGUUUUAAAAGGUUCUACCGGUGAAGAUGCGAAGAAUUUGAUUGCUGGGUUGAAAGAACGAGGAAUCAACCUAAAAGAACGUGAAACUAUCGAAAAACAAGAAGAAGAAGAAGCAACUAAAGUUGCAAGUAAAGUUGAGUAUGAAACAAGUGUUUUUAUCCCGAAGAAAGAAAAUAUUGGGAGAUGUGUGACUACGAUUAACACACCCGAAGAAGAUUUGAUUUUUUUUGAUAUACGCGUGUUUUCCGACCCGAUUUUCUUCGAUGGAUCAAAUGUACAAAGUAAUGCUGCUGGAAUUCGUGAUGCAAAGGAUGAUAACCUCCGGUUGACCAAGGCGUAUUGCAUGACGACCUACGAUGAUGCAACUGAUGCUGAAAUAGAAAAGUGAUGCAUGUGUCGCCGUUCGAGUGUCUGUUUGAUUACCAUCAGACUCCGUCGAGGAAACCCAAGGUGAAUAAGAGUAAGGUAAAAGUGCUGAAUCAUGUUGUGAUUGAAGCAAAGCAGAAAUCAUCACUGGCAUCAUCAUCAUCGUCAUCUUCGGUGUUGGUGAAGAAAGAACAGGAGAGUUCAAACAUCGGCGGCCAUUUUGCUAACGGAGACAAGAAACGAAAAGCUGAUGAUAAAGAAGUCGUGGAUGUCUCGGAUGCGAGUAAGAAGAUGAAAAUUGAUCACGAAUUAUUGCAGAAUGUGGAUGUGAACGAUUUCCUGCAGCACAUGAUGUAUGAUGCGUGAGAUGAACGCGCGAGUAUGUACUAAGUGUUAAAUUGUACAAAGUAACGUGAAUAUUAUAUGAUUUAAAGCGUACGUGUUUAUGAAAAGAUAGAUAUUUAUUCUUCUUUUAAUAUAAGAAUUUUUUAUACUUGG